GCGUGUGAGUGGCGGCUCCUCCGCCGGCCACCCGUGUGGACGCUGGGCGCGCGCAAGCGGGGCGCGCCCGCUAUGGCUCCCUGGGCAGGGGCUGCGCUCUCCACGCUGAACCCGCUGCGCGCCCUGUGGCUCACGCUGACCGCCACCUUCCUGCUCGCCCUGCUUCUGCAGCUCGUGCCGCCCGGCCUGCUCCCCUGCAACGCGCUCUUCCAGGACCUGAUCCGCUAUGGGAAAACCAAGUGUGGGGGGCCGCGGCGCCCGGCCUUCUGCCGGGCCUUUGAAGUUCCCAAGAGCAGGUGUUUCUCUCACUUCUACAUCUUGUCCGUGCUGUGGAAUGGCCUCCUGCUCUGGUGCCUUGCUCAAUCUCUGUUUCUGGGAGCGCCUUUUCCGAGCUGGCUUUAUGGUUUGCUCAGAAUUCUUGGGGCCGUGCAGUUCCAAGGGGGUGAGCUGGCACUGUCUGCGUUCUUAGUACUAGUAUUUCUGUGGCUACACAGCGUUCAAAGACUCUUCGAGUGCUUCUACGUCAGUGUCUUCUCCAACACAGUGAUUCAUGUCGUGCAGUACUGUUUUGGACUUGCCUAUUACAUCUUCGUGGGCCUAACUGUGCUGAGCCAAGUGCCCAUGGACGGCAGAUAUGUCUAUGUGAUAGGGAAAAAUCUCUUCAUGCAGGCGCGAUGGUUCCAUAUCCUCGGGAUGAUGAUGUUCAUCUGGUCUUCUGUCCAUCAGUAUAAGUGCCACGUCAUUCUUGGCAAUCUCAGGAAAAAUAAAGCAGGAGUAGUCAUUCACUGUAACCAUCGCAUCCCUUUUGGAGACUGGUUUGAAUAUGUUUCUUCCCCUAACUACCUAGCAGAGCUGAUGGUCUACAUCUCCAUGGCUGUCACUUUUGGAUUCCAGAACUUAACUUGGUGGCUCGUGGUGACAUAUGUCUUCUUCAGCCAAGCACUGUCCGCUUUCCUCAGCCACAAAUUCUACAAAAGCAAAUUUGUCUCCUAUCCGAAGCAUAGGAAAGCUUUCCUGCCAUUUCUAUUUUAAGAAGACCUUGGUCAUGAAGAUUACAAAUCAGGGAGCAGGUUCAGUUCCCAUGGACAAUGGAGUCUGGAGGCCAAAGUACAGUUUCUUCAUUUUCAUACCCAAAGUCUUCACUGAAUGAGCAAAGCAAUGCCCCUCAAGAAAAUGAGUCUUCAAAGAAGAAAUACUUCUGGAAGACAUGUAUAUCUGUACCUGCUUGCUGAGAGGCUUAUAAAACCAACCAGCUACUAAAAAAUGACUUAUCCCAUAUACAGAGGCAUAUACAGAGAAGCGACCAUCUUUGCUUUGUUUUUGUUAUGAAAAAGUUAACAGAAUUUUAGUAGGUACUUGGUAAAUGUUUUAUUGCCUUUCAAUUAAAGCAGAAUUGAAAGUAACAAGAUACAAUUAAAAAGAGCCCUUAAAAAUAACAAGUUACAAUUUCCCACCAGUGUGGUUUGAGGGAAAUGAGUUUGUUGGAAUCAGUUUAUGCUUUCACCCAUCACCACAAAAAUUUCCAGUUCUGUGACCCUUAUAGUCAUAUUCACUCUUCCCCCCUCACAUCACAGUCUAAACCUUUUAUUUAACUUCCUCAUCUCCCUUGCAAGGGAUGUAAAAGCGAAAGCAUUUGAAAAUAAAAUAUUCUUAUACAUAAACGGCCUUUGUGAAUGGAACUGAUUCCAAAUUGAAUAGUGCUGUGACUUCAUUUAUUUGUAGUAUUCAAGUUGGGUUAAUGUCUGCCUGAGUUUAACUAAUGGAAUAAACCUGAAGAUAUUUAGGAAUAAAACUUACUUAAAAUA
Molecule: messenger RNA, 1805 nt
Organism: Condylura cristata (star-nosed mole)
Lineage: Eukaryota; Metazoa; Chordata; Mammalia; Eulipotyphla; Talpidae
Gene: SRD5A3
Product: steroid 5 alpha-reductase 3
Exons: 5
Coding region: 73-1032 (319 amino acids)
Biological process (GO): polyprenol catabolic process; dolichol-linked oligosaccharide biosynthetic process
Cellular component (GO): endoplasmic reticulum
Molecular function (GO): 3-oxo-5-alpha-steroid 4-dehydrogenase activity
Source: RefSeq, a predicted model, not a curated record